AUGCGCCUCCACUAUGCUGUUCCGUUGGCUCUCAGUGUGUUUAUUCAGUUCUGUGGUUAUCGCGCAAGCUUCGACUCGACUGUGCGCCUGUGGGAUGUGACUACGGGGACGUGUCGGCAGACGUUGCAGCGACACACGGAGCCCGUCUACAGCGUGGCCUUCAGUCCCGACGGACGAUACCUCGCCACUGGCUCCUUCGACCAGUGUGUCCAUAUCUGGAACGUCGAUACCGGUGAGCCUAUCAAUACAUACCGAGGCACGGGUGGCAUCUUCGAGGUCUGUUGGAAUUCCCGAGGGGACAAAGUGGGGGCCAGUGCCUCUGAUGGCUCCGUAGGUGGUUGUACUGGAUCUACGGCGAUAGAAGCCGUGUGGUGUGUGCACCCUCCAACUUCUCGUUUGCCCGUGUCCACUGCGUAUGUGUGCGCGGUGAACGAGUUCGAUCCACCCAACCAGCCUCCUACCUGCUCCCUUCUGCCGUCUUUCCACCACCUCUCAAAUGCAGCAGCAACGUUUAAGUCUCCGACAACAGCAAUCACUACCUCUGUGUAUCUGUCUAUAUUCACUCACGUUCCCGCUCUAUUCCCCACCUUUUUCUUCGUCUUCUUUAAAGGCAUCUUUUAA
Hydatigera taeniaeformis is the source of this 621-nucleotide messenger RNA. NCBI's taxonomy places the organism in Eukaryota, Metazoa, Platyhelminthes, Cestoda, Cyclophyllidea, Taeniidae. The record is from the annotation of a GenBank genome assembly.